AUUGUUCAGUUUCUCAACUUCCUUGUUUAUGAGAAGGAGUCGGAAAUAAGAGAGCUCACAUUAUUAUUACUUUAUCACAAUCGAGAUGAAAAGUCUCAAGGAUUUAUUCCCUAUUUUCCUAUCUUUAGCUCUCGUGCUUAGUUUCAGUGUCCGUCCGUUAAAUGGAGAAAGUUCCAAGUCCUCGAAAAGAUACCGUUCCAAACAAGUGUCAAAGUUAGGUGUUAAUUCCUUCAGUCCCAUGGAAAAUCACACUACGACAGACGACCAUCAGAUUUAUCCCUCGCCCACAAUUUCCUCUUCGAGAGCAAUGCCAGUUUCUGGUCUUGCCAGCGACUUUGACACGGAGAGGGAGGAGGAACUUUUGCAACCCUUCAACCCCGACUACAACCAGUGGGGUAACCACCGCCUGAUCUCGUCAUCGGGAUCAAGUUCCUCUGGAGGAGCGUCUCAAAAACAGAGUUCCUCUCAAAAAGACAAUUCAGGUAGUUCAUCCUCCUCCUCCUCUUCUUCUUCAUAUCCACAUCCCCCAAUCUCUCAACGAUAUACUGCCCAAUCAGCCGAAAAGUUUGAAAAGUAUAUCAACCACCACAACAACAACUUUGGUCUAGGGUCAGCCACUUCUGGACAGCAAAUCUAUACCAGUUAUCCACUCGGUGCCGGUGGGAGCAGUUACCACGCAGGAAAUCCUCUUCUGGACUCGUACCCAUUUUACGAGAGGGAACGCGCCGCUCGAGAUCUUUUACUGAACGCGGCCACAGUUAGCAAGUUAAAUGCGUUGAAUAGUUUGGGCGUUGGGGUCAAUCCUGCCAUCGCAGCGGCUGCUGCAAGUUCAAUCCUAGGAAAUGCUGUAGCCCCACCCGUAGAUUUUGAUGGGUACGGUGAUGCACUGGCUUUAGCGUCUGGUCACGGUGGGCACGGUGGCGGUGGGUGGGGAUGGGGCUGGAAGGAACCUGAGCAUCACGGUCAUGGUCAUGACCACGGACACCACGACCACGGUUACAACAGUCAUGUCAACACCAACGCCAUUGGCCUGCUUGGACUCUUGGGCCUACUUUCCCUCUUGUCAAACGUGAUUCUUUUACUGACCACGACGACAACCACGGCGGCUGGACGGAGGAAAAGGUCAUUAGAACCUUCGCCCUUUGAACUACAAGAAGAAUCUGAAGAGGCCAAACGACAACGAAUUUUCUACGAAGUCCUUCCAUACUUGAGUCCCGUUGCCCACGCGAGAAAUGGACUCAUCCCCUCGGAAUGCACACUAACAGGCGUGUGCCUGGUGAAUAAAGUCAUUGUGAAAGAGUACGGUCUUACUGGUCGGCCUGCUGGAAAUCGGGUCACCGCAGCGAUUGCUAGAUUACUUGGAGAAGUUGAUACGUCAGAAGGUCAAAGCAAAAAGAUUGAAAUGGCUGGACUUCAUGGCAGGAAUCAACGUAAUUGUCAAAAGGUUUAUCCCGUGUGCAGCUCCCUUCAAACCGACGGACCUCAUACAGUGCCCUUCAAAAUCCGUAUGGAACAAGUUCCACUACUUUUCGAGCAACUUAAAAAGAAAACAUCUUACUCUCCCAUGAAUCUCUAAUAUUUUAUUAUCCAUUGUGAUCUGUUAAACUUGCCUGUGUAGUAAUUUAUUUGUAGUAACAAGACAUAUUUUGCAGGUAAUUUAACCACGAGUAAUAAAGAUCCUCCUCCUCCCUCUCGGGGAAUAGAAAUAAUA
Folsomia candida is the source of this 1711-nucleotide messenger RNA. RefSeq lists its product as uncharacterized. The coding region runs from base 86 to 1576 and encodes 496 amino acids. The record is from RefSeq and is a predicted model, not a curated record. Lineage: Eukaryota; Metazoa; Arthropoda; Collembola; Entomobryomorpha; Isotomidae. The transcript has 6 exons.